Molecule: messenger RNA, 2502 nt
Organism: Fusarium sp. VM40
Lineage: Eukaryota; Fungi; Ascomycota; Sordariomycetes; Hypocreales; Nectriaceae
Source: the annotation of a GenBank genome assembly
AUGGCACCCUCACCACGGGUUCUCAUCAUUGGUGCUGGCAUCGUCGGUGUCAAUGUCGCUGAUGAGCUGAUUGAGCGCGGCUGGACCGACAUCACGGUCCUCGAGCAGGGCCCCCUUGACAUGCCUGGUGGCUCAACCUCCCACGCGCCAGGUCUGGUAUUCCAGACAAACACAUCAAAGACCAUGACAAAGAUGGCUACCUACACAAUGGAGAAGCUUCUGUCACUAGGCAGCUUCAACCAGGUCGGUGGACUAGAAAUCGCAACUACUCCUGCACGACUAGAGGAGCUCAAGCGAAAAAGGGGUUAUGCUUACUCCUGGGGCGUCGAGGCAAACCUCAUCAGCCCUGAGAAGUGUCUCGAGAUAUACCCCCUCCUGAACAAGGAGAAGGUCCUCGGUGGACUUCACAUUCCUACUGAUGGUCUUGCCCUGGCGCGUGAUGCGCAAGCAAAGCUCAUUGAGCGCACACGAGCAGCUGGAGUCAAGUAUCACGGAUCAACAGUGGUUACAUCCAUCGACCACACCGACGGCCACGUUUCAGCCGUCCACACAAAGAACGGAACAUUCACAGCAGAUAUCGUCAUCUCAUGCGCUGGAUUCUGGGGUGUCGAGAUUGGUGCUAUGGUGGGCUUGCCUGUGCCCCUAACACCAAUGGCUCAUCAAUACGUGCACACAACCUCACUCCCUGGCCAGAAGGGCAAGAACGAAGAGCCAAACGGUGCUCAACUUCCUAUCCUCCGCCAUCAAGAUCAGGACCUAUACUACAGAGAGCAUGGCGACCACUACGGUAUUGGAUUCUACGGCCACAAGCCAAUGCCCGUUGUUGCAGCCUCGCUGGGCGAGACACCCAAGAACGUCGAUUAUAAGAACAUGCCCUCCAGCUUAGAAUUCACACGCAAGGAUUUCGAGCCUGGCUGGAAGUUGAGUCAGGAGAUUCUUCCUGCCCUGAGGGAGGUCGAGGUUGACCACGGUUUUAACGGCAUCAUGUCCUUCACCCCUGACGGAGGACCUCUUGUUGGCCAAGCCCCCAACUUUGACAACUUUUACGUCGCCGAGGCUGUCUGGGUGACACAAUCCGCUGGCGUCGCCCGAGCCCUCGCCCAGCUCUUGACCACAGGACGAGCCGAGAUUGAUCUUUCCGAGUGCGAGCUAUCUCGCUUCGAACAGGUCCAGCUCUCGCCCGCCUAUGUCACUGAGACUGCAUCUCAGCAGUUCGUCGAGGUGUACGACAUCCUGCACCCUCUCCAGCCCAGAGAGUCACCGCGAAACCUCCGCGCCAGCCCCUUCCACCAGCGCCAACAAGAGCUCGGCGCCUACUUCCUCGAAGCUGGCGGCUGGGAGCGUCCUCACUACUUCGAAUCCAACGAGAAGUUUCUCAAGGAUCUGCCCGAGGAGUGGAAGCCUGUUGAACGAGACGCAUGGUCGUCUAAGUUCCACUCGUCUAUCUCUGAGGUUGAGGCGUGGAAGACGAGGACUGGUGUUGCCCUGUACGAUCAGACUCCUAUCCGUCGAUUAGAAGUCACUGGCCCUGGUGCUGCUGAGUUGUUGCAGCGAUUGACGACCGGUAAUGUUGCGGGCAAGGUUGGCAAAGUGACGUUCACUCUUCUACUGGAUACACAUGGCGGUAUCAAGAGUGACAUCUUUGUCGCCAGACUUGGAGAGGAUCUAUUCCAUCUCGGCGUGAAUGGACCUGUUGAUCUGCACUACUUCACGCGCGAGGCCAAGGUCCAGUCAAAGGCCAGCCCCCAUCGAGCUGUGCAAGUCCGUGAUAUCACCGGCGGUCUUGCCAGCGUUGGAGUUUGGGGCCCUCUGGCUAAGGAUCUGGUCAAGCUUGUCAGCAAGGACGACUUCUCAGACAGGGCGUUCCCCUACCUCACCACCAAGAAGGCUGAGAUCGCUGGCAUUCCCGUGAUUGCCACUCGGUUCUCAUACAUCGGAGAGGAGGGUUACGAGAUCUACACAAGUGCCGACAACGGUUUGAGACUAUGGGAUGCACUAUGGCAGGGUGGUCAACCUUACGGAGUCAUUGCCGCUGGCCGAGCCACAUUCAACUCUCUCCGUAUCGAGAAGGGCUUCCGAUCAUGGGGUAUCGACAUGACCUCUGAGUACGAUCCUUACGAGGCUGGUCUCGAGUUCGCCCUCCAGCCUGGCAAGGACGGCUAUGUUGGCUACAACGCUCUCAAGGGCCGAUCUAGCGAGAAGGUUGCCCGAAGAAUUCGGGGUCUUACAAUUGACGAUGGCAAGUCUGUCGUUCUUGGCAAGGAGCCUGUCUUUGUCAAGGGCCGAGCAGUGGGAUAUGUCACCAGCGCUGCAUUCGGAUACAGCAUCCGCAAGCCCAUCGCCUACGCAUACUUGCCCAAGGAUGUUCUCGAGGGCGACAAGGUUGAGAUUGAGUACUUUGGCAAGCGCGUCAAGGCCACUGUAACCUCGCUGCCUUUCUACCAGCCCGAGAAGAGUGCAUAUGGCCAGGACUCUAAGGCCAGCUUCUCUGCUCGUCUAUAA